UUGUCACUAGGGCUGGGUUCAAAAGAUCGAUCCAUGAUCCGAUAUCGAUUCACGUUCAAAAAAUACGAGCUCGAUUCAAAAAUGUGUGGAUUGAUCUCUUCCAGGUGGCUAUAGGCACUAUUUUCUCGACCGCGCAAGGACCGCUAUAAAAAGCGGGGUACCGGCAAACGAAACCGAAACUUAAGAACGCGAGAUGGCUGAAGCUGCACAGCUAAAAUCACCGCCUGGCCUGAAAGCUGAUGUACGGCAUUACUCUGGAUUCAAACGUUACGAGGACAGAGACGAACUCGACAGAACAAAAGCAGUGUGCAAACUGUGCCACAUAGAGGUAAAAUAUAGUGGCAAUACAACCAAUCUCCGCAACCACUUAUCCAGGCACCACACCAACACAGUUUCAGCUAAACCUGCUGCGAAUCAAACUGCACUUGAGAAGGCAUUUGGUGUUAAAUUUCCUUCAAAUUCUCAGCGUGCCUUGAGCAUAACCGAGGGUGUCGGAAUAUUUAUUAGUAAAGACCUACACCCCUACAGUGUCGUAGAAAAUGCUGGAUUCAAACUACUGGUGAAGAGACUGGAACCAUGCUAUGUCCUGCCCAGUCGCAAACAUUUGAGCGAAACGGUUAUCCCAAAAACAUAUGCGAAAACAAAAGACACACUUGCACAUUCGCUGAAGUCUGCCGAGAGGGUGGCGUUGACCUGCGACUUCUGGACCUCAAGAAAUACCGUAUCAUAUCUUACUAUUACAUGUCAUCACAUUGACGAGGAAUGGAGGCUAGUCUCAAGCGUUCUACAGACCAGAGCAGUUGAAACGAGCCACACUGCAAGUAACCUUGCUGAUCUGCUCACCGAAGCCAUACAGGAGUGGGAAAUACCGUAUCUGACAAAGACCCCGCAAUUGUUACAGAUAAUGCCACAAACAUUGUGAGAGCUGUGCAAUUAAUGGGGCAUUUUCAUAUGGGGUGUUUUGCGCAUCUUAUCAACUUGGCAUCGCAAGCAGGUCUAAAAACUCCAGCUGUCGCACGUUUACUGGGGCGAGUAAGGCGAAUUGUGGCAUUUUUUCAUCGAAGCCCCACUGCAAGCCACACACUACAAGAGAAGCAAAAACUUCAGUUGCCACAACACAAGCUCGUGGUGGACAUCACGACCAGAUGGAAUAGCUCCCUGGACAUGGUGGAGCGCUUCCUUGAGCAGCAGCCAGCCAUCUCUGCAGCGCUGCUGUCACCCGACGUCCGCAGGAGGGAAAGCGAUAUCUGUACUUUAACGGAGACAGACAUCACCACCGCAGAGGACGUGGUGAAAUGCCUAGGGAGGGCCAAUGAAGACGGCCACGCUCGCCAUCUCUGAGGAGGCAUCUCCAACUAUGUCCAUGGUUGCACCACUGCAGUCCCAGCUUUUGAGUCAGAUGAGAUGCACUGCUGAAGACUCUUCUGUGAUUAAGGAGCUCAAAACAGCAGUUCACAACAACUUGAAUUCAAGAUAUGAAGCCCUGAAGGAUAAUUUGUGUGUAGCAUCAUCACUGGAUCCACGUUUCAAGACUCUACCAUUCCUGUCUGAUGAGGCACGUGAUGCUGUCUUCUUGAAAUUGACCUCUGAAGCUGUUCAUCUGGACCAAUCAACUGAUCAUGCUGAGGAAACUACACCAGAGCAAGAAGACACCUCCCAUGGUGACAUCGUUACUGCUCAAAGGAGCUGCCUCACUCCACAGCAUGUAGACCAGCUCCUUUUCCUCCAGAAAAAUUACACAGUUCCUGAAGACUAGGAGUCUUAUCAGUCAAGCAUAAUUUCUUACACUUUGCUGUGGUUGCUGAGCUACUGUUUUUUAUUUUCUUUGUGGUCAUUGUUGGUUAGUUCUGGUCAUUGUUUUAAUCCUGCCAUGGGUAUGUUAAUCAACCAAAAGAUGGCCACCAACUGUCAUGGUUACACUCAGACUUAGCAGUCAAGCAUCAUUUCUUACACAAUUGCUGUGGUUGCUGAGGUGCUUUUUUUUCCUUUGCGGUCAGAAACCCUGCCAUGGGUAUGUUAUUCAACCAAAAGAGGGCCACUGAAUGU
This is a messenger RNA of Neoarius graeffei (lesser salmon catfish), 2046 nucleotides long. Its product is annotated as E3 SUMO-protein ligase ZBED1-like. NCBI's taxonomy places the organism in Eukaryota, Metazoa, Chordata, Actinopteri, Siluriformes, Ariidae. The record is from RefSeq and is a predicted model, not a curated record. Bases 1313 to 1756 code for a protein of 147 amino acids. The transcript has 3 exons.